Messenger RNA from Cajanus cajan (pigeon pea), 1288 nucleotides. Its product is annotated as integral membrane hemolysin-III-like protein. Gene Ontology annotation, cellular component: DRM complex. Gene Ontology annotation, biological process: regulation of DNA-templated transcription. The record is from RefSeq and is a predicted model, not a curated record. Lineage: Eukaryota; Viridiplantae; Streptophyta; Magnoliopsida; Fabales; Fabaceae.
AUGUAGGUUGGAACUUAAAGUAGAAGUAGUGAUGGGAGGAACAGUGACGGAGGUCAACUUGCUCGAGCCUCUUCCUUCCUCGCCGUGACUCUCACCGCUGUGAUCAUGUUCAGGGCAUGUGGUUUAUCUUGAAAAUUGACAAAUGGGGACUUGUUUCCCAAAGCAUCAUAUUUCCUUUGCUAAAAAAUCCUAGGACAGCUGGAGAUGAUUCAACAAGGUAUAGAUUCUAAAUUUGUGAUUAUAGUUUGGGCAAUUGUAAAAUGGACUUGCCUAAUCGUGAUAAACAACUGACUGUUGCUGUGAAGAAGACAGCAUUGAGAGAUCUGCAGAACGAUAAUAAAAUGAUUGUGCCAACCUCUGUUGGAAGCUCUUCAUUUUUAAAGGAUAAGGAUCCUGGUACUGAUUCUAAUAGAGUUUCUGGCACCAAGAGACCUUUGUCUGACUACCCAGUAAACCACCAUCUCCAACAAUCUCCAAGCAAUAAUGCUGCAAAUGGACAUCUUGUGUAUGUUCGUAGAAAAUCAGAAGCAGAAUUGGGCAAGGGCACUGCUUUUGAAAAUCCAAGUAUAAAUGCUUUUUGUCCACAUUCGAGGCAACUUUGUUGUGAAGAGGAGACUGCUCAACCAAAACCUCAGCCAAAGGAGACACCUAAGAUAAAGGAACCAAAGGUUUCUUGUUUCCCAGCAUUUGCACCUUUUCCUAUGUCUUCUUCAAUAAACUCAUCUGGAAAGCCUUCAGUUCCUAUUUCUCUAGGGAAAUCUGCCAUCAAGUUAGCACCAGUUGAGUCCAAUUAUGUGACAGCUUCUUCUGGCCCUAGCACUACUAGCAUUGGUAAUCCAAAGGGAUUAAAAAAUUACUGGGAGGAGCGAUACCAACAAUUGCAGAUGUUUUUGAGGAAAUUGGACCAAUCAGACCAAGAGGAAUAUAUCCAAAUGCUUCGCUCCCUGUCUUCAGUUGAACUUAGCAAACAUGCUGUUGAGUUAGAAAAGAGAUCCAUUCAGCUUUCAUUAGAGGAAGCUAAAGAAUUACAGCGUGUUGCUGCUCUAAACGUCUUGGGUAAAACAAUGAAGAACUUCAAAGCGCCAGCAGAUCAUGAUGAAUGUUCAGACAAGUUGAAGACAUCAUUAUGAUCUUCCCCAUUUGGGCUGCAGUGGAAAAUUUCUGAUUGUUAAUUUUGCUUAGUGUUUAUGCUGAUUGUUUUAUAAUCCUCUGGUUGUCCAGUUGACUAAGAAAGUAUGUAGCACCUCCUUGUUCAUGAAAAUCAAAAGCGGGGAUUUAUUGCCACUUA